Messenger RNA from Juglans regia (Persian walnut), 2106 nucleotides. Its product is annotated as probable LRR receptor-like serine/threonine-protein kinase At4g31250. The transcript is spliced from 2 exons. The record is from RefSeq and is a predicted model, not a curated record. Bases 102 to 1967 code for a protein of 621 amino acids. Lineage: Eukaryota; Viridiplantae; Streptophyta; Magnoliopsida; Fagales; Juglandaceae. Gene Ontology annotation, biological process: protein phosphorylation. Gene Ontology annotation, molecular function: protein binding; ATP binding; protein kinase activity.
UUGGAAACUAUGAAGGAGGAUGUGUCUUCUUCUGAGUUACCAAAGAUGCCUUGAAAAAGUUCUCAAUGCCAUGGUUCAAUCAGUUCUGAUGAUCCACGAAAAUGUUACAAACUACAAAUGUGCAGAACGGGAGGGAUUUGAAGAGGCUGGGAUGCAUCAUUUUCCUUCCGCUCUUAAUCACGGUCUGUUUGGGAGAUCAGUUAUCGGAAUCCCAGUAUUUGUUCAAUUUCAUUAAAGCCAUUGAUCCACAAAAUGUGCUAGGAAUUGACUGGAAUAUUGGGACGUUGGUGCAUCACGCCUGCUUGCAUAAGUUGAAGGGUGUAAAAUGCAACUCAAGGGCUACCACCAUAGAAGAAAUCAGGCUUGAGAAUCUUAAUCUUAGUGGCAUCAUUGAUGCAGAACCCCUUUGCAAGCUCCGAAAUCUGCGAGUUCUUAGCUUAGCAAAGAAUCACAUCAGAGGAACUAUUCCUGACUCAAUAUCGCAUUGCUCAAGGCUGACUUAUUUAAAUCUAAGCAACAAUCUUCUGAGUGGAACGUUACCUCUGGCUCUAAAAAGAUUGAAAUAUCUCAGGAGCUUGGACAUCUCCAACAAUCUUCUGCGUGGAAGGUUGCCCAUGGAUCUAACUAAACUGAAAUAUCUUCGGAGCUCGAGCAUCUCUAACAAUCAUCUUAUCAAGCAGGAACUCAAGCACCUCCAUACAUAUUCCUUGAUAUCAAGUACAUCACAGAAAGAAGCCUGGGUAGAGGCAUUGGAAUCAAAGUACCCACCUACGGAGAGCCCAAAGCCCAAAGCUGUUAAUGGCCCGUGGUAUGGGAACUGGGCAGUCUGGAUAGCUCUAGUUCUGGGCAUUGGAAUCUUUGUUUUGGUGAUCGCAUGGAUACUGAGAAAGAAGGACGCAGACUUACCCGAAGAGAUGGAGAUUCUGAAGGUAAUUAAGGAUCCUUCUCUUAAAACACCUCCAGCCAUGCCCAGAGAGGAAGUUAAGCCAAUCGAAAGACGCUCAGAGCUUGUGUUCUUUGUUGAAGAGCAGGAAAGGUUCCAAUUGGAGGACCUCCUUGAAGCCACAGCUGACUUGCGAAAGGAGACCGUUCGCAGCAGCCUUUACAAGGUAGUUCUUAAAAACAGUGCCCUUUAUGCAGUUAAGAGAUUGAAGAAAUUGCAGGUAUCAUUCGAGGAAUUUGGCCGAACUAUGAGGCAGAUAGGAAGCUUAAAGCAUCCAAACAUUCUGCCCCUUGUUGGUUACCAUUCAACGAAGGAAGAAAAACUUUUCAUCUAUAAGUAUCAAAGCAAUGGGAGUCUGCUAAACGUGCUGGAAGACUAUAUUGAAGGUAAGAGGGAUUUCCCUUGGGGACUUCGGCUGUCCAUAGCAAGUGGGAUGGCAAAGGGUUUGGACUUCAUAUAUCAAAGUUCUGAUGAUCGGGAGAUAAUCUCUCAUGGGAAUCUUAAGCUAUCAAAUAUACUUUUGGACGAAAAUAAUGAACCGCUAAUAAGUGAAUAUGGGUUUUCGAAAUUUCUGGAACCCAAGCAAACAAGCGUCUUCACCUCCAAUGGCCAUACAGCUCCUGAGAAAAGCUUGACAGAAAGAGCCGAUGUUUUUAGCUUUGGUGUGAUACUCUUGGAGCUACUGACAGGAAAAACUGUAGAGAAUAGUGGGAUAGACCUUCCUAAAUGGGUAAAGGCCAUGGUGAGGGAAGAAUGGACCGGAGAGGUAUUUGACAAAGAGAUCAGUAGAGCUGCAUCACAGUGGGCAUUUCCUUUGCUGAAUAUAGCCCUCAAGUGUGUAUCAUAUUCUCCUGACAAUCGGCCAACCAUGUCAGAAGUUUUGGAGAAGAUAGAGGAGGUCAUGAAUGCACAAAGGGACCAUUCCAUUUCAGAAGACUGUUGUUGUCAAUCUAACCGAAAUGAUUGUUGUAUACUUCACACUCUCAUAUCUGAUACCUGGGAGAGUCCUGGAUCAAAUUAUUAGAGGUUGUGGUCUGCAUAUAUCGCAUGUAUUUUAUGCUUCUCAUUUGGAAGAACAGAAACUCUCUCUCAGUCGAGCAUAAAUAAGUUGAACGUGAAAUAUCUCUUAAGUCCUCCACCAUAAGGGCGAGGAGAGUUGCCCA